This is a messenger RNA of Hyaloperonospora brassicae, 816 nucleotides long. The record is from the annotation of a GenBank genome assembly. NCBI's taxonomy places the organism in Eukaryota, Oomycota, Peronosporomycetes, Peronosporales, Peronosporaceae.
AUGACGGACACGGCGACCGGCAUCUUGGCAGGGUUUCUGCCCGCGCUGACGAAACAAAUUGCAGACAGCGUCGUGGAAGUCACAGGCGAAGUGGAAAACGCUCUGCAUCAGAAACUCGAGUCCACGGGGAACAAGAAGCGACAAGCGAGACAGCUGAAUGCAGUUGCAAAGGGCUCGGGAGCGUACAUGGACAAAGUGCAUCGGGCCUUUGCCAAGAACUUUCACAAGUUUGAGCUGUACGUUUGUCGCAACAUUGUGUCGGUGCCAGACGCGCUCGUGGAGACGGUCGCGCAGCUCCGAGCCGAGAGGGGGAGCACGCAAGAGGGAAGUGAGAGAGCCCAUCGAGAGCGGGAAGGAGAUGGCGAUGGAGAGGAAGAUGCCGCGUCUCUAGUGUCGAAAGAAGAGCGAGAGGAACGUCAGGUGGACGCGCAGCUCGAUGCUCUGCGUCUGCGAUUGCGCGAGUUGACUGUGACGAACCAACGCCUCGAGCUCGAGCAGAGGUCGCUGGCUGAGCGCACGCACCACUUCCAGGGCCUCUUGUCCAAAGUCGCCUUCCUAGACGAUGUGCGUGAGCGGGCGCUCUUGCCGCUGAAACGCACUGCCGAGCACGUCACGGCGCUCCGCAGCGCGUUGUUGCAAAUGGACAGCGUCCAGGCGACACUCGAAGAGGAUGUGCGGCAGUACAAGCGAUCGAAAGUCGCGACACGGGGUACGUUCCACAACCUGCGCAAGCGCUUUGCUGCGAGGACAGCUGAAAUGACGUACCGCACAACAGAAGACCUGGAAGAGCUGCACGCGAAAUUGCUGACCAUGUGA